AGAACAACCUUUACCCUUUUUAUAACCUAACCUUUGGUUAUUUUAUUUUACAUUGCUUACUUAUAAACUGACGGCUGCUGGCGGCGUGUACAGACCGUCUGCUCCCGUUUUCUGUACUGAUCACAGGGUCGUAAUAGCCAGGAAUAUGCAUAUAGCUGUGAUAGGAGCUGGAGUGAUAGGACUCUCCACAGCCCUAUGUAUUCAUGACCAAUACCAACAUUCAGUACAUCCUCUCAAGAUUGAGGUGUAUGCAGACAAGUUGACCCCACUCACCACAAGUGAUGGAGCAGCGGGCCUGUGGCAGCCAUAUCUAUAUGACAAUGGAAACAAGCAGGAAACUCAAUGGAGCAAGGAGACUUUUGACCAUCUUCUAAAAUCUGUACAGUCUGCGGAAGCCCAGGACAUGGGCAUAUUUCUACAGUCUGGAUACAAUUUGCUGAAAGAACCUGCACCUGAACCUUCAUGGAAAGAUGAUGUCCUUGGGUUUCGACGCCUUACACCAAGAGAGUUGGAAUUAUUUCCUGGAUAUAGCUUUGGGUGGUUCAACACUGCACUGAUGAUUGAGGGGAAGAGCUACUUACCAUGGCUCACCAAGAAACUGGAAGAGCGAGGAGUCAAGUUUAUCCAAAAGACAGUGAAAAGCUUUGGUGAGCUGGCUGCUCUAGGGGCAGAUGUCAUCAUUAACUGCACCGGCGUACGUUCAGGACAGCUGCAACCUGAUCCAGAAUUAAAACCAGGAAGAGGACAGAUCCUGAAGGUGGUUGCUCCCUGGAUGAAACAUUUUAUACUGACCCAUGAUUUGAGGACUGGAGUAUAUACCACACCUUAUAUAAUUCCAGGGUCUCAGAUGGUGACAUUAGGAGGCAUUUAUCAGUUGGGAAACUGGAGUGAAGAAGAAGUGUCCAGCGACCAUAACUGGAUUUGGGAAGAAUGCUGUAAACUGGUACCUAGCCUAAAGAAUGCGAAGAUUGUGCAUGACUGGGCAGGACUGAGACCAUCACGGAGCAAAGUAAGGUUGGAGAGAGAGCCUUUGGUGUGUGGAUCUCUGAAGAGUGAUAUCAUACACAACUACGGCCACGGUGGCUUCGGCCUCACUAUCCAUUGGGGGUGUGCUAUGGAAGCAGCCAAACUUUUUGGCCAAAUCGUUAAAGAAAAGCAAAAAAGAACACCUAAAUCCUCUCUGUGAUCAUGAUCAGUGUGACCAGUUACAGCAAUGCUCAUGAGAUCUGUGAUAACACCAAUGAGCUGUAUUAAUUGCUGGCCGAAAAUUGUCACUUUGUCAUUCAGGUAGCACUCCAGAUACAGAAACAUCUACUUCUGACUGGGGGGAAAGUAUUUGAUGGCAUGUGUCUCUCCUCAAUCAUAGAUGAAAAUGAAAAACAUUUGAAAGACCCACUAGUGAUCUCACAUAAUUUAGAAAAUAUCCAGCUAAAGAAUAUUUGCAUCCAGCAUGUCAUUGUGUUCACUGUAACAUCCUGUAUUCGAUUAUACUGCAGGAUCUGAUUUCUCUCCUCUUCAUAUUACGAUCCUUUGGCAAAAAAAACCAUUCUGUUGACUUGGUAACACCAUAAAACUCUGAAAUCUUCAAGUUGUUGGACACUUCAGUGACAACUCUUAACUAACAAGUAGGGAUGAGCAAAAUUCUGUUUUCAAGUUCGGCGUACAAGGUUCGGGUUAUCUAUGGAUUCCGCUACCACGGACCAUAACUUUGAAUCCAGCCAGCAAUGGAAGCAAUAUGGACAAUCACAAUACAUUAGUAAGUGCCUUGUAUUAACCUUCUCUACAUAAUAAAUGCUAUUUGCUGAAAUGAGACAACCCCUUUAAGUCAUAUAAUGCAUUUUAUGUCUUAACACAAGUAAAGCAACUAAUCAGCCAGCUAUAUUCAUCGCGGGACAUUCCUUGAGGCAGCGCCAGGACAAGAUCCGAUUCGUCUCUUUUCCUUCUGUGCAUGUUUUUGAAAUGAAGUGAGCAAACUCCAAAGAGACUUGCACCAGUUUGUCCUAAAAAUUCCUGUCUGCCUGCCGUGGCAAUCAGAGUUUAUACACAUCUUAUACUUUACAUAAGGGCAGAUGAGUGAAUGAAGUUUUCUGUAUUCCUCGACCCCUUUCACAUCCUUCAGACACUGUAUCACAGAGUCUCUAUUACUGUACUGGCUGAGCUGUUUUGUGAUUCCACGCCGCUAAUGAUGUGGUCUCUGCAUAGACAUGUACUGGGAUGGAGAAGCAAGGCUCAAGCCAAACAGGGAGAUAGAGUCCUGCAUCCUUCAGUACAAAUAUUGGUGGUGGUUAACCCUUUAACUGUCUUCUAACCAGAGACAUGGAGACAUGUCUUCUAACCAGAGACUUCACUACCCUAGAUCAUUAUCCUUUCCCUAGCCUAGACCACCAGAGAUGUUACCAUGAGCUCCUUCACAACCUAAAACCACUUGUGAUAGUAGCAUUACCCUCUUCACCACUGAAGGCUCUAGAUUUUAAACAUUAAGCCCUUCAUUAAUUAACACCACCCAGAAUAUUAGCGUAAACCCCUUUAUCACACUAGGACACAAGGAAUCAUGGGUAUUAACACUUAUAAAACAUUAAACCCUGGACCACCAUAUCAGUUGUCAUUACCUUAUAACACUCUAGACCCGUAGGUAUAUUAAAUAUUAACCCCAAUAGGAUAUCGCCAGGAUUUCAUUUAACCUGAAUACGAAUUAGUUGGGGGCUGAGGCAACUCAUUUCUGUCUUUUGGCUAGUUGCAAUUAGUUCUGUAUAAAGGUUAUACAGUACACAUUAUACGAAUGUUGGCCAAACCCGUUGACCAUCUGAUGUGUAUGGGGGUGUUGGGGAAAGCAGGAUCCAGCAUACUAGAUUUCAACAUGCCUGAUCAUUUGUUCUCAUGAGACAUAAGUCAAUGCCAGAGGUGUCUCUCGGAGGCUUAUUCUCCUCUCCAUAUUGAGGACACAUGCAUGCUCAUCAGAGUAGCGGUCGGCUGACAUCUAUCUAAGGCGUAUGGCCACCUUUAGUGUGAGCUGUUACUGCUUUAAAACGUAAAAUCUAUAUGCUUUCCAUGUUUCAAUACAGCAAUUCCUUGAAGCUUCUUUCUACGGAGAAACUGAAAUAAUUUGAAUUACUGAAGUUUUUUUAACCCUCUGCUAAAGUAACUGUAGUUGUAAGGCUCAUAUGUGUUCCUCUCCCAAAAAACUGAUAUUUUUUUCACUUGAAUAGGUGAGUCUAGCGAAAAAAUGGUCUCUGCAGAAAGUCAGACGUGUGAGUUGGCCUAUUGACUUUAAGGCUAGAUCUACAUGGCGACAUGUGUUGCGCGACAAAAAAGGUACAACUACAUUUCGACAUGUGUCACGUAACAUUUUUUGUAAUAAUAGUCAAUUGUGUCACACUGCAACGAGACGGUUGCACAAAAAUCCAACUGUCAUGGUGCGACACCAUUGACUAUCAUAAUAAAAAAUAUUGUGUGACUUUAAAAAGUCGCGCCACAAAUGUCACUGUGUAGCCCUAGUCUAAUUGGUUAGUGUUCAGUCCAUGUGCUAUCCGCUUGACAGCUGUCACGCUCGUGUGUGGGAGGAAA
Bufo gargarizans (Asiatic toad) is the source of this 3564-nucleotide messenger RNA. It is a transcript of the gene DAO, whose product is annotated as D-amino acid oxidase. The record is from RefSeq and is a predicted model, not a curated record. Bases 146 to 1186 code for a protein of 346 amino acids. NCBI's taxonomy places the organism in Eukaryota, Metazoa, Chordata, Amphibia, Anura, Bufonidae. Gene Ontology annotation, molecular function: FAD binding; D-amino-acid oxidase activity. The transcript has 11 exons.